Aegilops tauschii subsp. strangulata is the source of this 3009-nucleotide messenger RNA. The record is from RefSeq and is a predicted model, not a curated record. Lineage: Eukaryota; Viridiplantae; Streptophyta; Magnoliopsida; Poales; Poaceae.
AUGGUCCUUUGGCUUUUGGUCAUCUCCCUGCACCUGCAUAUUCUCCAAUGUCAUGCUGCCACGGACACCCUCUCGCUUAGCCAAGAACUAACCGGCCAUGACAAACUUUUGUCCAGCAAUGGCAGGUUUGCGCUUGGCUUCUUCCAAACCGGGAGCAAGUUCUCUGACAACACACCAAAAUGGUACCUUGGGAUUUGGUUCCACACGGUCCCCAAGUUUACAUCCGUAUGGGUCGCCAACGGUGAAAAUCCUAUCGCCAACCUCUCAUCGUGCAAGCUUGUGCUUUCCCAUGAUGGCAACCUUGUCGUCCUCCUAGAGGAGACCACCACGGCUUGGUCCACAAAAGCCAACACCACAACCAACACCACCGUCGCUACUCUCCUCGACGAUGGAAACCUUGUCCUACGUAGUGCAUCCAAUUCAUCCAAUGUCUUUUGGCAAAGCUUUGAUUACCCCACCGAUACUAUUCUUCAAGGUGCGAAGAUAGGCUGGAACAAUUCCACCGGCUUAAUCCGCCGCCUUGUCUCCAGGAAGAACACCAUUGACCAAACUACCGACAUGUACUCUUGGGAGUUAUCUGGCAAUAAUGGUGGUCAUACUACCAUUGUUUCUAUGUUUAACCCGUCCCAACAAUAUUGGUCAAGCGGAGAUUGGGGAGGCCGAUACUUUGGCAACAUCCCAGAGACCGUAGGACAGACCUGGCUCUCACUUGAUUUCACGAGCAAUGAAGAAGGUGCUCGUGUGGUUCGAGGGAUCACAAGAUUGGCAACCAUCUACACUGCACUAAAAUCUCAAUGUGAUAUCUAUGCUUCAUGUGGCCCUUUCACGGUCUGCAACGAUGUCCCCUCCCCAUCGUGCAGCUGCUUGAAGGGCUACUCCAUACGAUCACCUCAAGACUGGGAGCUUGAUGAUCGAACAGGAGGAUGUGCAAGAAAUACUCCACUCUACUGCAGCGCCAACAUUACUGGAGUCGGCAAGGCAGAUAAGUUUUACCCUAUGAAUUCUGUCCAACUUCCUGUUGAUGCCAAGAAUGUUGGGAUAGCCACCACUGCAGAUGAAUGCUCACUUGUGUGCUUGGGAAGCUGCUCCAGCACCGCAUAUUCGUACGAUCAAGGUGGUUGCUUCAUUUGGCAUGACAAGCUGCUCAAUAUUCAGCAACAAGGUAACAAUAUUCUUCACCUUUGCCUCGCUGCAAAAGAAGAGCAAAGUAGUAAUACCAAUAGAAGGGGGCUAAUCAUUGGUGUUGCUAUUGGUGCAAGUGUUGCCAUUGUUGGUUUGAUAUUUCUAUGGAUGCUUUGGAUGAGAAAAGGGAGGUGGUAUGGUGAUAAUGUUCAUGGUGGCAUGGGGAUCAUUGCAUUCCGAUAUGCCGAUUUACAACAUGCAAAAAACAAAUUUGAAAACAAGUUGGGGGCCAGAAGUUUUGGUUCAGUAUUUAAGGGUUCUCUAACGGACUCGACAACCAUAGCAGUGAAAAGGCUUGAUGGAUUCCGCCAAGGAGAGAAGCAAUUCAGGGCUGAGGUGAGCUCAACUGGGGUCAUCCAACAUGUCAACUUGGUUAUACUGAUUGGCUUUUGUUGUCAAGGUGAUAAGAGGUUACUUGUCUAUGAAUACAUGCCCAAUGGCUCCCUCGAUUCCCAUCUCUUCCAAAGCAAUGGCAUGGUGUUGGAUUGGACUACAAGGUACCAAAUAGCCCUUGGAAUUGCUAGAGGAUUAUCCUAUUUGCAUUCUAGUUGUCGGGCCUGUAUUAUACAUUGUGAUAUCAAACCGGAGAACAUACUUCUAGAUGGGUCUUUCACUCCUAAAGUCGCGGACUUUGGAAUGGCCAAACUUUUCCGAAGGGAUUUCAGCCAUGUUGUUACUACAAUGAGGGAAACCAUUAGAUACCUUGCUCCUGAAUGGAUCAGUGGAACUCCUAUCACAUCAAAAGUUGAUGUUUACAGCUAUGGCAUGGUUUUGUUAGAGAUUAUAUCAGGCAGCAGGAACUCGAGUAAGCAAUCCUCCUACGAAGAUGGCGUCCAUGAAGCAUAUUUUCCGGUGCGAGUUGCACGCAUAGUGAUUGCUACUUUGGUAGAUGCAAAGUUGUUGGGUGAAGUGAAUCAGGAGGAGGUUGAAAGAGUUUGCAAAGUCGCUUGCUGGUGUAUUCAAGAUGUUGAGUUUGACCGGCCUACAAUGAGUGAGGUGGUGCAGUUUCUCAAGUGUGUGUCUGAAGUUGAGACGCUUCCAAUGCCAAGAUUACUUCAAGCUAUCGCGGGACAGCCAAAUUCAAAGAUAAUGUAAUUGCUAGACUGGUUUCUCGUUUAAUCUCCUUGUAUGGUAGUUGCGCAUGUUGCUUUAUUUUUCUUUGUACAACUUUUGUAAUUUGGUUUUCCUAACUGGCUAUAAAAGUUUUGUUAUUUUGUUGACAAAUAUGCAGAUCUUGGUUAAAUAUCCCUUUUCAUGACAUCUCUUGGUUACAGUUUAAAUUUUGUUUCGCCUUUUAGUUCAAUGUAUAAUCAAACCGCUACUAGUAUAGGUAUUGGCGAAUACUAGCUCCAAUAAUCAAUCAAUACAUUCGGGAGAGCGACUCCAAUCUAAACACGCACCCACCCUUGAGCCCUGAUUAACGUUGAUAGAAUGGAUGGACACGUGUCAGCAUCACUGUAACAAGAGUUUGUGGAUCAAAGUUGGAAUUUACGCUGAUAUUACCAUCUUGGCCAUCAGAGAUGGCGAACCGGUCAGUAGCCCGGUAGGAAAUGCGACGACAGUGUGAGCAUUCAGUCCCAGAUUAGUGUUAACUGGUAUUGUCAUGUGUAGAUCGGAGGUGGCAUUAACCACCCUAGAUUUGUUGUAGAGACGAUAUUGUCUUGUAGUGUUAAUUGACGUUGUUGCUUGUAGACAAAGCUGCAAUUUUAUUAUCCAGCUGACGUGUCUGCAAAAUGUUCAAAGAUUGAGAUAGAGGGCAAAUUGAAGUUGCACAUCGUAGAGAAGUACUGGUUGCUACAGGGUGUGUUUGUGUGUGUUUUUAAACUG